Messenger RNA from Metopolophium dirhodum (rose-grain aphid), 552 nucleotides. RefSeq lists its product as uncharacterized. The coding region runs from base 1 to 552 and encodes 183 amino acids. The transcript has 2 exons. The record is from RefSeq and is a predicted model, not a curated record. Lineage: Eukaryota; Metazoa; Arthropoda; Insecta; Hemiptera; Aphididae.
AUGUAUGAUUAUCAUUAUAACGUUAUGCAGGCUCAUUAUAAGGAUAAAAUUGAGCUCAUGUAUACUGAUACAGAUUCACUGGUAUACUAUAUUCAAACCGAUGAUUUUUACAAAGAACUGGAGAAUAAUUCCAAUUUACUCGAUCGAAUGGAUACAUCAGACUUACCACAAGAUCAUCCAUGUUACAUUGCUGAGCGACAGAAAAUCCCUGGUUUGUUUUCCGAUGAAACAAAUUCAGAGGUUAUGACGCAUUUUUGUGGGCUCAGAGCAAAGUCUUAUUCAUAUAAGAUCAAUGGCAAGGAGAAGAUCAGGGCGAAAGGAAUCCGCGGGCAUGUAGUCAGAAACCAUAUGAAUUUCAACGAUCAUUAUCGCUGUCUGUUUGGUGAUACAACUUUGGAUGUGAUUACGGAGAAUGUCUCUAUCCGGUCGUUCAAACAUCGAUUGCAGACCAUUAAAUCAACCAAAUUAACUUAUAAUAGUUUCGAUGACAAGAGGGUUAUACUUGAGGAUCAAAUACAUACCUUGGCUCACGGUCACUACUCUAUAGAGUGA